AUGUGUGACUUCUAGACAUGUAAAAGUCAUAACUUCAUUUUACAUUUUUAUACAUUUUCACUAUAGAGUUAAAGCUCACUUUAGGGAUUAAACACUACAGGUGGUUAAGCCCUGAACAUCCAAACUCACUAUUUUAGUUUACUAUAUUAUGCCUUAAUCUUUUACCACAAUCUGCACUGCAACCUUCACACACUUGAUAGCCUAACCAUCUCUGCAAACUCAUGCUAUUCAUGUGCUGCUUAAGCACAGUUGUUCAUGGACAGGAAUAACUGAAAAUAUUUAUUUAUCUGCUCCUGGGACUCUCACCUUUUGGAAGACAAUAUUUUUCUCUUAAACAAGUCUUCAAACAAGCCCUUACAGAGGGUUCACCACAAGGUGAAAGCAAAGUCAGACUUGACUUUGCAAAAAGACUUCUAAAAAGCCUGACCACUUCUGCAAAAGCAUUCUUUGUGCGGCUGAUAUUAAGAUCAAGCUGUACCAGAAUCAUGAGAAGAUAAAAGUAUAUAGAAGGCUUGGAACAGCUCGUGAUCCAAAGCAUACAACAUCUGUGAAACACGGUGGAGCAGUGGGAAGGCAUGUGGAUGCAUGGCUUCCAGUGGCACUGUGUUAAUGCUGUUCAUUGAUGACGAGACAAAAGACAGAAGCAACUGGAAGAAUUCUGAAGGGGGUAUACUCUCUGCCCUGAUGGCCAAGUCUGUCUCUUGAUCUCAACCCCACUGAGCAUGCAUUUCACUUGCUGAACUAAAAUCAGAAAGACCUACAAACAAACAGCUGAAGUCGGCUACAGUAAAUGCCUGGAAAAGCAUCACAAACGAGGAAACCCAGUCUCUGGUGGUGUCCAUGAGUUCCAGACUUAAAUCAGACUUAACUGCUGAGCUUUAGUCUGUGAGGUGUAUACAAUGAAAUACUGACUACAAGAAACAUUUACCUCUGUUUGAAUCGUGUGCUUACACAAAAUAAAUAAAUAAUAAUUUCAUGAUAUAAUGUCAAGAAAUGUUAAAAGAGGUAAAAGUCACAGCAUUAGAGUGUUGAACAGAAAGUUCAGGAACUCUGCAAACGGCCAGUUUGCAAUUAAUAUUUAAGGACUGUAAGUAAUACAAUCCUCCACUGCAGACUGUUUUUCUCAGCACAUGAAAAGCACAUAAAAUAAAUAAAAGGCUACUACAUCCACAUUUGUGAAUACAGAGUGUACCACACAGAUGAAGUGUGAAUCUGAAGUUGUCAAACAUCAAGUUGUGCCAGCACUGGUCACAGUACCUGCUCCAUCUCAAUUGAGGGUUAUGUUACAGGAUUUCCAAUCAUUUGAUCAGGCAGGGCUGUGGCCGCCUCCUGACACUCAUGAUUAAUUUAAAACAGGAAGCUGCAAGCGUACACCAGUCCUGCCAAGUCACCAUGGCUGCAGUAGUGAAGGGAGGGGGGUUGGUGUCUCUGGGCACCUGCUUCUGAAAGAGACACACCAGAAGAGAUGCAUCGCCCCAGCCGCACACAGCACAGCUGCUGCCAAAGAUCGCUCUUCUCCAUGGCUGGUGUCAGACAGCUCAUCUUACUUCUUCUCUACUGUGAGGGGAUGAACACUGAAACAACCCCUUCCCCUCAGUCUGAUCCUUUAAUUACAACACGAAAAGCUGUAUCCAAAGGUCAAAAUCAAGUCAUUAUUGAACAGCUGGAAAUCCUGACACCCCAGUAUAUAGAGCUUUUAUGUAACCUAACUGAUAUACCAAAUAACCCUCCGUACAUUACUGGCUAUUGGACUAAAGAUGGACAAGAAAUAGAAAACUCUGAAGAAACUGUAAAUAGAAACAAUGAACAGUAUAUCCUUAAAAAGACUUUCAAUAUACUGGCCAGAGACCUGGGAAACUAUUCCUGCAUCUUCAGAGAAAAUCAGGCACAAGUCACAUUUGUUUUAGAUGUUCCUGUAAUAAAAGACAAACGAGACAAGCCGGUAGUGAGUUACACUGGAGAUUCAGUUGUACUGGAUUGUAAACUCAAACACACACCAAACACCUGGAUCUGGUAUAAGGCAAACAAUACUGGAAAGGAGCUCAUCAAUGUUACUGCAAACCCUCUGAAGUACAAGAUCUUUAUUUAUGGGAAUAAAACCAAACUGACCGUACUGAAUCUGACUGAAGAGGAUUCUGGGAAGUACAUAUGCAGCGCUGAGUUUGAUAUCAAACCCAGUGAGUCUUACGUCGAGCUGAAGGUCUUGUCGUAUACUGAGCCUCUCAAGCCCUUCAUUGCUAUAGUGGUUGAAGUCAUUGUCCUCGUCACACUGAUUUUGCUCUGGGAAAAAUGCAACAAGCCGCAAAAUGACAACAUUUCUGCAGGAGAGAAUGAGCCCUGCUCUGAACAAAUCAGCAAACUCACUCGUGAUGAAAGCAAUGGAGUGGAGAAAAACACAGCAAGACAAAGAAAACUGGAGCACUGAGACAUUAUUAUUAUUAAGUGUUAUGAGUUAUUCAUAUUAACAGUUGAAAAAAAAGUGUUUAUGUAGAAAAACUUUUUAUUCUGCUUUAUAAUCUUGUGGCUUGAAUCAUCAAGUAACAAGCAAUAAGGUUUUUUUGCCUAAACGAAUUCAGUCACAGCAAUAUAUGUAAACAUAUAUUAUAUACCAUUACAUAUACAUACUGUAUAUUACAUUCUCUAUAUUACAUAAAUGUAUAAGGCAUG
Molecule: messenger RNA, 2667 nt
Organism: Carassius auratus (goldfish)
Lineage: Eukaryota; Metazoa; Chordata; Actinopteri; Cypriniformes; Cyprinidae
Product: embigin
Exons: 8
Coding region: 1466-2425 (319 amino acids)
Biological process (GO): homophilic cell-cell adhesion; axon guidance; dendrite self-avoidance
Cellular component (GO): plasma membrane; axon
Molecular function (GO): cell-cell adhesion mediator activity
Source: RefSeq, a predicted model, not a curated record